UCGAUGCACGGCUGCAAUGAGCUGUGUGGCACGCUCUGUGAUAAGCAAAUCCGAUUUCGAUGGACUGAUGGAAAUCCUAAGCCUUUCGUUGUAGACAGUUAGAUGAUCCUCGGGAUUCAAAUUAAUUAAAGGAUCGGAUCGUUUUACGGCUGAAGAUCCUGUGCUGAUGUCCAAUAGCGGAGCUGGGUGAGAUAACACUCUCGCCGGCUUCCUCCUCCGUCCCAUAUGUGAGUUGUGAGUCGUGACUGAGAUUGUCCGAGUUUGAACUUUGAAGCGCUCAUAACUCGUCAACCUGGACUCACUUCUCUGACUCCACCGUAAACGAGGGAAAGGAAAAUGGCGACUCUAGCUCGUUUGUCCAGAAGAGCCCUAAAACCUAAUCUCUCGCCUUCAUCUCUUCUUCCGCGUGGUCUGUCCACCGAAGCAGCGAAAGUAACUGCAACUGAUCGAGUGAAAUGGGAUUAUAGAGGGCAGAGAAAAAUAAUCCCCUUAGGGCAAUGGGUUCCUAAGGUCGCCGUCGACGCCUAUGUGGCUCCGAAUGUAGUUCUAUCCGGCCAAGUUACGGUUAACGAUGGAUCUUCCAUUUGGAAUGGAUCGGUUCUUCGCGGCGAUCUCAACAAAAUCACCGUCGGGUUCUGCUCAAACGUGCAGGAGCGAUGCGUUCUCCAUGCGGCUUGGUCGUCUCCAACAGGACUGCCGGCAGAGACAUCGAUCGAGAGGUUUGUCACAAUUGGGGCUUAUAGUCUGUUGCGGUCCUGCACAAUUGAGCCCGAGUGCAUCAUAGGUCAGCAUUCCAUUCUUAUGGAAGGCUCGUUGGUGGAAACUCACUCCAUCCUUGAAGCUGGUUCUGUAGUCCCACCAGGCAGGAGGAUUCCAACUGGCGAACUUUGGGCUGGAAAUCCUGCAAGGUUUGUUAGGAGCCUGACCCAUGAGGAAAUUUUGGAAAUCCCCAAACUUGCCGUUGCAAUCAAUGAUCUGAGUAAGAGCCAUUUCUCGGAGUUCCUCCCUUACUCCACAGUUUAUUUGGAGGUUGAAAAGUUGAAGAAAUCUUUUGGGGUUCUCAUUUGAAACAAGUUUUCAUUUUGCCAAUACAUUAAUCAGCAGCUCCCAGAUAAAAUAAGCACCUUCGAGUACUCUCUUUUAUGGAAGCUUUUGAAUUCCGAAUGCGUGUCUUUUGGGUUGGAUUAUUGAUGAAAGAAUUGGUUGUAGAUUCAAUUUGGCGAUGUAAAGGGGAUGCCGGGUGACGUCAUUCUCGCCUCGUUUGAAUUGUGCACUGUUAUUCAUUCGACAAGUGAAAAUUGAGGUAGGUACUCCGCUAUUUGGGAACA
Nelumbo nucifera (sacred lotus) is the source of this 1328-nucleotide messenger RNA. Its product is annotated as gamma carbonic anhydrase like 1. The record is from RefSeq and is a predicted model, not a curated record. NCBI's taxonomy places the organism in Eukaryota, Viridiplantae, Streptophyta, Magnoliopsida, Proteales, Nelumbonaceae.